Messenger RNA from Neurospora tetraspora, 1440 nucleotides. RefSeq lists its product as uncharacterized. The coding region runs from base 1 to 1440 and encodes 479 amino acids. The record is from RefSeq and is a predicted model, not a curated record. The transcript has a single exon. Lineage: Eukaryota; Fungi; Ascomycota; Sordariomycetes; Sordariales; Sordariaceae.
AUGCCCCAGGCCGUGAUUGAAGCAAGUCCGGACCUGGCGAUAGAGCUUGACGUUCCCAACCGGGAAUACAACCCGGGCGAGACCAUCACGGGCCGCGUCUUCCGGCGGAGCCACGUCGUGUCCUCCGAGGCCCUCGUCAGCAUCAAGCUCUACGGCCGCACCAAGGUGCGCGUCGACUACACCACCAACAGCGGCAACGGCAGCCAGCACCACACCGUGCGCACGCGCUUCAACCUCCUCGGUUCCGGACCAGCCUUCUACAACACCAUCUUCAAAGGGCCCAUCCACAUCCCGCCAGACGGCAGCAAAACCGAAUCAUGGCCCUUUUCCUUCUCCCUCCCCUUCGGCCCCGUCAACCCCCAAGGCGUGCGCGAAGGAGCCCAUAACAAACAGAAACACUCGUUCCUCCCCAUCGAUCCCCCAGACCAAAUCACCUCCCACCCCUUACCUUUCACCUUCUACACCAAGGUCGGUUCGUAUUGGGCCAACGGCAUCGAGGCCUACGUCGAGUACGUCCUCCAAGCCGAGUUCUUCGAGGAGCACACCUCCCGCUUUAGCAGCUCUCCAUCAGCCAAGAAGACCGCCACUGCGGUAUUGCCGAUAACGCUCCGCCCACCACCUAUCCCCCCUCUGCUACCAGAUGAGUGGCGCCUAGGCCGGUGGGUGAGGCGCGAAGGCGUGCGCACGCAGCGGUUGAUACCCGAGUUUGCAGACAGCGAGGAGCUCUCGUUUAAGCAGAAAAUCCUCAAGCUGUUUCACUCGUCGAAAGUACCCAAGUACUCGUUUGACAUCUUGGUCAUUUCUCCCGGGGUGAUCCAAUUGGGAAGCGUGGACCCGGUUCCGUUUCGGGUGGCGGCCGUGCCGCGGCUUGGGCAAGCGGACGAGACGAGCGACGAGGUGAGGCAGCUGGAGAGGACGCCGACGGUGAGUGUGGUUAGUUUGAAGAUGGUGGUCAAGGCGAGGACGGAGGUGAAGGUGGCGAGUUCGUUGGUUUGGGAUCGGUAUACGGAUCGGACGGAUAAGUUUUUUGAGUGGAGUUGGAUGUGGAAGGAAGGGGAGGAGGGGAUGGCGUUGCCGGUUUGGGAUAGGAGGAUGGGAGCGGAAGCGGGUGCAGGUUUUGGGGAGGGGGAUGAGAAGAAGAAGAUGGGAGAGAAGGAGGGUUUGGGAGGUGGAGGAAUGAGCUCAGCUGGGGGUGGUGGUCCAGAAGGUGAACCACCGGCCCGAGAUAUCGGCGCUGAGCUGGGGUUGAGGUUCAACCCGACUGAACUGGCGUAUCGAGGCGGGCCGGCCAAGAUGAGCGCGCUUCUGUAUCCGGAUUUCACGACGUACAACAUUCGGCGGACGCAUGAGCUGAAGUGGGAGAUGGUUCUAGCGGUGGCGAAGGAAACUGUCAAGGUAUCGAAUGAUCAUUUCGUCAGGUUCGUGGCGUCUUGGACAUGA